AAGCCCGCGCGCUGCAUGUAUUCCUUACAUACGCUUUAAAAUGUCAGCAGCAUUUCCAGUGCCGCAAAUUGCGGAUAACCCCGACGGGUGGGGUCCGUGUAGCGUGCCUGCGCACUUGAAGGACAUUCCAUUCGCGCCCUUCAACAAGGGAGACAAGCUAGGCAGGGUUGCAGAUUGGUCCCAGAACGCUUAUGGCAACAAGUAUGGCGGUCGCGGCUUUCAGCAGGGUGGCCCGCCGGUGUUCAACUUCUUCGCAAACGAGGAGGAGGAGUCGUUCCAUCUGGUGGAUAACCGCCCUGUGAAGACCAACAAGUUUGGAGGGGGCCGGCGCUUCCAGCAGAACAAUCGCUUCAACAACCAGCAGCGUCGCGACGGCAAGGACGGUGCUCGUGGCGGGCCAGAGCAGGACAAGAAGAAGGGUGGUGCCCAGCAGCAGAAGAAGCAGCAGUUCUAUGGCCGUGAUAACAACAGGCCGACCCAGUACAGCAGCAGUGUGGAGAUCGGCGCUGACUGGGCGGUGGUGGAGCAGAUUAACACGACCAGCCUGGGCCGCCUCAACUACAACCCCGGCGAGCCGGUGGACCUGCUGGCGUGCGGCUCGCUCGAGUACUACGACAAGUCGUACGACAACCUGGCUGUGAAGAAGGAGAAGCCGCUGGAGAAGACCAAGCGCAUUUUCCGCUCCGUGUCCACCUCGGACGACCCGGUGCUGGCGCAGAUGGCGGCGGGCGGCAAGGCGCGCGUGUUCGCGGUGGACUCCAUCCUCACGCACCUCAUGUGCAUGCAGUCCUCCAAGUACGGCUGGGACCUGCUGGCCACACGCAAGGGCGACCAGCUGUUUUUCGACUGGCGGCCCAGCUCCAAGUUCACGCUGCUCACCGUCAACGAGACCGCGCCCGAGGCGGUGCCCGAGGACAAGGACAACAUCAACGGCAUGAACCACCUGGCGCUGGAGGCAACCGCCAUCAACCAGAACUUCUCGCAGCAGGUUCUGGUCAAGGACGGCAACAAGCUGGACCUGGGCAACGCCAACCCCUUCGCCUCGCCCAGCGACGCCGGCAGCCUGGCCAGCGUGGCCUACAAGUACCGCAAGUGGAAGCUGUCUUCGGCCGCGGACGCGCCCGAGAUUGUGGUGCGCUGCGAGGUGGAUGGUGCGAUCAAGGGGCCAGAGGGCGCGGCGCCGCAGACGGUGCUCAUUAAGGCGCUCAACGAGUACGACAUCAAGGGCCAGGACUACCGCAAGCGUCUGGAGAACCAGAAGGGUGCUGUGGUGCUGUCCGAGACCAAGAACAACAAGUUCAAGGUGGCCAAGUGGGUGGCGAGCUCGCUGCUGUCGGGCGCCGACCAGAUCAAGCUGGGCUUUGUCAGCCGCGCCACGCCCCGCGACGUGUCCAACCACGUCGUGCUGGCCAUGCAUGCGCUCAAGCCCAAGGACUGCGCGCGCUCGUUCCACGUGGACAUGGACAACUGCUGGGGCAUUGUGCGGGCGGUGUGCGACCUGCUGCUGGGGCUGGACGAGGGAGCCUACCUGCUGGUCAAGGACCCCAACAAGGAGCUGCUGCGUGUGUACUCGGUGCCCGCGGACGCCUUCGCCGCGGUGUCGGCGCCCGCGCCCGAGGACGACGCCGACGGCGUGGACAUGGGCGGCGAGGUGGCGGGGCCGGCCGGCAUGGACGUGACGGUACCGCUGGUCACCGGCCUCAAGGUCGCAGACAGCGGGGCAGCGGACGCGGACGACGCGUAAGCGGAGUCGGCACGGGGGAGGGGUUCAAUGGGCGUGGGUACUGCGUGAUUGUGUGUGCGAGCGGGCGCGUGUGCGCGUCUGCACGUGUCGUUGUUGUCACCUGUGUGUUUCUGGUGUGUGGCGACGGCAUGCGACACGGCAUGUGCGCAUGUGUGUACGUGUGUGUGCGUGUGUCGGUUUUUGACGCGGGCGCGGGCUCUGUAGCAGAGCGGCUGCAGCCAGAGACGUAGUAGACAUCAGGGCAGGCAGGAUACAUACACUCGAGAAGACGUGAAGCAGGGCGUGGGACAUAUGUGUGUGUUUGCCAAAGGCAACGCACCAGCAGGGGGAGUAGCGGGUAGGCAUACACGAAUCUCAUGCACGCAAAGCACCGGAUGGUGCCGCAAGGACGCGGGAGGAGCAGCAGUAGCAGCAGCAGGCGGAUUCUUACCCUACAUGUUUUAAGGCUGGAAGACUGAGGCUAUGCCGUGUUGUUGGAUUUGAGGGUGGUUGCUGCAGUCAUGUCGCACGUGCCCCGGUCAAGGAUCAGGAGGCAGGCGCUGUGUGUGCGGGCGGGGGGGAGCACUGCAGGCGGGCCGGGGGGCUCGGCAGGCAGCUGGCAGCACAGCGCCGAGGCUGGGGUCUACACAAGGACGUACAGUGCAUGUAAUGUCAUCCAAGC
This is a messenger RNA of Chlamydomonas reinhardtii, 2405 nucleotides long. RefSeq lists its product as uncharacterized. The record is from RefSeq and is a predicted model, not a curated record. Gene Ontology annotation, biological process: translational initiation. Gene Ontology annotation, molecular function: translation initiation factor activity. Gene Ontology annotation, cellular component: cytoplasm; eukaryotic translation initiation factor 3 complex. Lineage: Eukaryota; Viridiplantae; Chlorophyta; Chlorophyceae; Chlamydomonadales; Chlamydomonadaceae. Bases 41 to 1744 code for a protein of 567 amino acids. The transcript has 13 exons.